Corythoichthys intestinalis (scribbled pipefish) is the source of this 3730-nucleotide messenger RNA. Its product is annotated as dual specificity protein phosphatase 19-like. Gene Ontology annotation, cellular component: cytoplasm. The record is from RefSeq and is a predicted model, not a curated record. Gene Ontology annotation, molecular function: JUN kinase phosphatase activity. Gene Ontology annotation, biological process: regulation of MAP kinase activity; protein dephosphorylation. NCBI's taxonomy places the organism in Eukaryota, Metazoa, Chordata, Actinopteri, Syngnathiformes, Syngnathidae. Bases 1599 to 2198 code for a protein of 199 amino acids. The transcript is spliced from 5 exons.
AUUUGCUCGUCUUUGUUGCCGUUUCUUUAUUAAUUAAUAACUAUAUCUAUAUUUUUGCGUCUGUGCGUAGUAAACGCCUCGAAUUCCUCGUGAAUAACCUCUCGGGCGCUAGGAGCCAACAUUACCGCAAGCUAACGCUGUUAGCAGUAACCGUGCCCACCUUCAGCCUGGGAAGGCAAAUUAAGGCCAAUUCACGUUCUAAUUCACUUCGUUAUGAUUCAGUCCAUAUCGGGUAAUACAUGGAUCAAAACUAAGUAUUGCUAAAUAUCUCUAUAGUUUAAACAUAAUGCCAUCUAAUCAAGUAUUCAUACACUGACGUACGAUACACUAGUGGCACCGGUUCUUAGGUAGAGAUGUUCAUAUCCAUUCAAGUUAGUCCGUGUUCAUAGUGUGUGCAUAUAUUCAUUUAUGUGUGAGUGUGCGAACCUUUUUGAUGUUGUAAACACGGGUCAGCAUCCCGAUGCCCCUGUCGUUGAGGAUGGUGAGCUUUUCGGCCAGCUUCUGCUGGCUGGGCUGGAUCACUCCCCGAGACAUCUUGAAGCGCCUCGAUGAAAUCCUCCCAAAAAUCAGUCGAGAAAGAAAAGCAGUGCUAUAAAAUCACAAACGUCCGCAAUCUCGGCUGCUCGAUUUGUGGCGUUUGUGAGAGAAUCAGAUUUGGGCCAUGAUCAGAUAGCCGAGGACAGCAGCAGCUUCCUGUACUCCACCCACCGUCGCUCCAGCCGCUCGCCGUGUUUUUUUUUCUCGGUCACUAGGAUGAGAGAGGAGGCGUCCUCGUUUCCACAUCGUGAUGCAUUCAUGGUCAGUGCGCAUCAUUGGGCCUCAUUAGUGUUUGCAUCACAAGCCAUCACGACCCAUGAUUGUACUGGUCCAGUGUUUCCUACAUCGAGGCAAUUCUGUAUCCCCCCAUUGUUGAACUGUAUAUAUGAUUGGUAGAUUCAUGAUGUCACCAAAAUAAUACGAGUACGCACGGAAAAGUCAGCCAAAAUAUGUUCACAAAGAUUCAUUAACAGUUAUAGAAGACGCUUGUUUUCAAUUGUUACUGCUGAGGAUGGCCCAAACAUCGAUUAUGUUUAGAGGAAAUUCAUUUUGCAAAGAGGACCAAUUACUGUAGCUUUAACCCACCUACCCCCAAAUACAAAACCAAAUGGGAAUUUGAGAUUUGUUACAGCAAACACAAUUAAAACCAAAGGGCAGAAUUAGGGAGGAAAUACUUUUACAUCUAAUUAAAUCAAGUAAGAUGUUACAAGUUUACGUUUGAUAGGUAAAAAUAUAUGCGUGAUUUGAUUUAGUUACAGUAAUACUAAUAUUAAGAGUACAAAGUCGAGGGGGAAAAUGUUCUCCCAAUUGAUUUUCUUCAUUCCUACUUUUGUUUAGGACUCUGAACGCUUCAUUCUCCUACGUACUUCCGGUUCUUCUGUCAGUGUGUAAAUGCUAAAUGCUGCGUAUUUUGCUACUUAGUGUUUAUUUUUCUCUUUAAGUCCUAACAGCACCUGCUGAAAUGGAAAAUCAAGGCUUGGAACAGAGAUUAUAGCACUGCUUUGAUGGAAGUCAUACCAAUAAAAUCCUUGUGUACACUGUAGCCCUGUUUAACUCCCGUUAUGUAUUCACUGUCCGGGGAAAUCCAGGGCUUCUCCAAAAGCCGCCUUAGAAAACAGUGCACUCGCGUUACCACAGUGACGGGCAGGAAGUUGUUGGAGAGGAGCACCGAUGGAGGACUACAAGUGGAGGAGCUGGAGGAGGGAAAUGGAUGUGGAUUUGUAGAAGAUAAAAGCCUUGACCUUCAAGUUGGAAUGGUCCGACCUUACUUAUUGUUGGGCUCUCAGGAUGCGGCCCACGACAUGAACACCUUGCAGAUAUAUCAGGUGUCCCACGUGCUCAACGUAGCUUACGGCGUAGCCAACCCGUUCCCUGAUCGGUUCGUCUACAAGACUGUCCAGAUUCUGGACCUCCCAGACACAGACAUCACUUCCUAUGUGGAGGAGUGCGGCACCUUUAUAGAUCAGGCUCGGAGACAGAAUGGCGUGGUUCUGGUCCACUGUAACGCCGGUGUCUCACGCUCCUCUUCCGUGGUCACGGCGUACCUGAUGUGGCAUGAGGGGCUCCCGUUUGACAAGGCAUACCAACAGGUGAAGCUGGCGAGGCCUUCCAGCCGACCCAACCCGGGGUUUCUCCACCAGCUGCAGCAUUAUAGGCUAUGAGCAUCAUGUUCAAUUUUAACUUCAUACAGUUUUAUUUUUAUAUUGUCAGUUCACAACAGAAGCCAUCUGAAGUUAUUUCUGUAUGGAGCAAAUUGAGACGCGCGCUCCUCAUACAUUAGGAGAUCAGUGUAAGGAAAGAACUAGGCCACAGAGCAGAGGAAGAACUCCCUUUCAGAAAGAAACCGUCAAGAAACCAAGUCAAGUCAAAGAUGAGACUUGAGAUUCUCAAACAUUUUAGGUUCAGACGGAAGUUUUCUUAGGACCCCUUUCAUUAUCCCAGUGCGAGUGAAUCAUUAACCUGUGGACUCUAGAAGACGAUAGACAAUACAAAGCUGCUCUAAAAAAAACAAGUAUGCCACAGCUCAGUAGUAGAGUAUGUAGUUGUCUCCCACCCUGAAGGUUGUAGGUUCGAUACCCUGCCCUUGUGACCAUGACGAAGUAAGAUCGGUAACCCCACAUUUCUACUUAUGCUGCAUCAUUAAUAAGUGAUUGAGUCACAGCGCUUUGAAAAACAGCUAAACAAUUGAAAGCCUGUUUUCCAUUUAAACACUUUUUUUUGUUUAAAAAAAAAAAGAAAAAAUCUUUAAAUUUAUGAAGGAUAAAAGUUGGUGUGAGAAUACAGACUGAUAAUUGAUUUUUUAAAGGGCAAGUGAAGAGCUUUUCGGAUUUUGGUGUAAUUAUACGAAUAAUAACUUUGUACGAGUUCGUGGAAACAACCAUGUCAUUUCUAACGUGUAACUGCGAGGAUAGUUUGCUUUUUCCAAGUUUUUUAGCACUCCGUCAAUACUGCAUUCCCAAACCUGGAAGUGUGACGUAAAUUCCCGAACGCAACAUAAGACUAUCAACAGCGAGCAUAAUAGCAGCAACGAUAUCAGUGAUAUUUCCACCAUAAGUAACCAUUUAGGAUCGCUCUUUUGUGACGCUAAAGAUGGCAAAGGCUCCCAGGAAAGAUUAUCUACAAUUAAUCCCUACAUGUUUGAACCUGAGGCAUCAGAUGACGACAAUUUACUUGGCACAGUAGAUGUUGGUAAUGACGCUGGUUGGCAGCUUGACACUUCACGUAAGGAAGAGUGGUAGGCCUAUGUCUAGCAUCGUGAUUUCUCUAUGAGCCUUUCUUUCCCCAGUCAUUCUGUGAUAUAAUUAUCAGUAAUUGAUAACAGACGAGUAGUUUUAUACAUCUAGUAAUAAAUGUAUCAAAUUAACAUGAAUAGACAAUCUGUCAGCUGUCUUAUGACAGGCAAGCAACUAAACAAAAAACACAAGUCGUAGUUCAACAAACAGGCAAUUGGUUUUGCCCUUCUAUAUCAACAGAAUUCCAUCAAAUUUUAGAAUUAUAAAAGCCAGUAAGGGUCUACUUACGCCUUUGAAAAACCAAGGUUGUAUCCUUCAAGGCUUUCAAAGCUGUCGUCGCUGAAAUGUUAAAAAAGACGCGAUCGAGGAGUCAGGGAGUUCUUCCGCUUGACUCUCACAAAAGAUGUCCAAAUCCUUGCAGAAUAAUUUUUUUUUUUUUGUGGCCCAAUCAUAGAGUCAAU